UCAGUCAGCCUCAGUCAGUGCGUCAGUCGCCGUCAAUCUGCCACAGGUAGCGAGACCACGGUAUCCACGGUAGACUGCGAGGGGCCCUGCCGGAAGCUCGAUCUCCUCCCGCCCCGGGCAGGCGGAUCCGGAAGUGGGGGUCGGCAGCGCGCGCCGCCCUCCGCGGGCGCCAGGCACGAUGCUUCGCGGUCCCCAGCACCGCCUCCGGGCCUCCGUAGCGCCCGCUGCGGCCCUGGCUGCGGCGCUGCUCUCGGCGUUCGGUCGCUGCUCUGUUCCGGAGCGCAGCGACCCGGCGGCCUCGGCGCUCAGUCCUUACUUCGGCACGAAGACUCGCUAUGAGGACGUCAACCCGGAGCUGCUGGCGGACCCUGUGGCGCCGCGGCGGGACCCUGAGCUGCCGGCGGGAACCUGUACCCCGGUGCAGCUCGUCGCCCUCAUCCGCCACGGCACCCGCUACCCCACGACCAAGCAGAUCCGCAAGCUGAGACAGCUACAGGGGGUGCUGCAGGCCCACGGGCCUGGGGAUGGCCGGCGCGGCCUGGGCGCCGCGCUGGCCGACUGGCCGCUGUGGUACGAGGACUGGAUGGACGGGCAGCUGGUGGAGAAGGGGCGGCAAGACAUGAGACAGCUGGCCCUACGCCUGGCUGGCCUCUUCCCGGACCUCUUCAGGCGAGAGAACUUCGGCCACCUACGGGUGGUCACCAGCUCCAAGCACCGCUGUGUGGACAGCAGCGCCGCCUUCCUGCAAGGGCUAUGGCAGCACUAUCACCCCGGGUUGCCGCCGCCCGACGUCGCAGAUAUGGACUGUGGCCCUCCAAGAAUUAAUGACAAGCUGAUGAGAUUCUUUGAUCAUUGUGAGAAGUUUUUGACUCAAGUGGAAAGGAAUGCUACAGCUCUUUAUCAUGUACAAGCCUUCAAAACUGGCCCUGAAAUGCAGAAUAUUUUGAAAAAAGUUGCAGCUACUUUGCAAGUGCCAGUAGACAAUUUGAAUGCAGAUUUAAUUCAGGUAGCUUUUUUCACCUGUUCAUUUGACCUGGCAAUUAAAGGUGUUAAAUCUCCUUGGUGUGAUGUUUUUGACAUAGAUGAUGCAAAGGUACUGGAAUAUUUAAACGAUCUGAAGCAGUAUUGGAAAAGAAGCUAUGGCUAUACCAUUAACAGCCGAUCCAGCUGCGCCCUGUUCCAGGACAUCUUUCAGCACUUGGACAGAGCGGUUGAGCAGAAGCAAAGGUCUCAGCCAGUUUCCUCUCCAGUCAUCCUGCAGUUUGGUCAUGCAGAGACCCUUCUUCCACUGCUCUCUCUCAUGGGCUACUUCAAAGACAAGGAGCCCCUGACAGCUUAUAAUUACAAGGAGCAAGUCCAUCGGAAGUUCCGAAGCGGCCACAUCGUACCUUAUGCCUCAAACCUAAUAUUUGUGCUUUACCAUUGUGAAGAUGCAAAGACGCCUAAAGAAGAAUUCCAAGUGCAGAUGCUGCUGAAUGAAAAAGUGUUACCCUUGGCUCACUCACAAGGGACCGUUGCUUUGUAUGAGGAUGUGAAGAGCCACUACAAGGACAUUCUUCUGAGCUGUCAUACCAGUGAAGAGUGUGAGCUACCAAAGGUGAACAUCACAUCUGAUGAGCUCUGAGGAGCCAGAGAACAUUCUUAGUUCUGAAGUGCUUUCCUGUAGGGGUGCUUGUGUUUGUAAUAGGUCACUGACUUCUUAAUUAACAAAGUUUUCAAGGCUAACACCUUUAAUCUCAGCACACGGGAGGCACAGGUGGAUGGAUCUCUGUGAGUUCCAUGCCAGCUUUGUCUACAUAAUGCGAUAGUUCCAGACUAUGUAGUGAGCCCUUACCUCAAAAGAAGGAAGAACAGGAGGGAUGGAGGAACUGAGGGACGGAGAGAGGGAAGGAAGAAGGAAAGCUUUCAAAUUACUUGGCAUUUCUACCUUUUUACAGAGAAUCAUGGAGUUUCUUUUGGGGUCUGGGCACAGUAGGUAAGAAAUGAUUCUUUACAAGAACAGCUCUCUUGAGAAAAAACAAUCUAUUCAAAGAAACAGCGGGCACUGCAAAUGUUUCCAGAAAUGAAAGAGGUUUCUUAACUUAUAUAAGAAACCUCACUGAGGUAAAAUAUAAUUUGAGAAUGAAACUUGAAAAGUGCUAGAUUAAAUCUGUAAUUUGACUUAAUAAAUGGAGGACCUUUACCAGCAUGCUGAAGUCCUUUUUCCUGCAGGUGAAACACUUUUAGUAUAGAUUAAUAUUGCUUAGUCAUAAAUAUUGUGAUAAAGUGGGAGUAUAAGUUGAGAAGAAAGUCCAAGUCUAAUAUCUGCCUAAAGGAAAGUUUGAUCCAGCACUGCAAAGUGUGCUGCAGCAGGACAGAGUAGGAUGAGUUCUCUCUGUUAAUAUUCUUAUAAAUAAGCACUUUCAGUAAUUUCCAUUAACCUCCAUCUAAGUCUCCAAAGACCAUCCUAAUUCUCAUGACCUGUUUUACGUGUGUAAUGAUGAAAGGACAAACUAAAGUUUCUUAUAUCUGUUACCUAGUUGACUUUUCAUUCUGUCAGUGGGCUUCCAUUUUUCUAUUUUAUUACACAGUGUGUCUUUUGGUGGUUUGAAUUUUUUUCUUUUUUUAAAUAAAGACUUCAUUUUGGCUGAUUGUAGUUUUAUGGAUCUGAACCUGUUUCAGAAAAAUUCUGAGGUCUAUCAAAUGCCAUGAAAGUAUUUGCUACAAUAAACAAAAUUCUUAUGACUUUA
Molecule: messenger RNA, 2729 nt
Organism: Nannospalax galili (Upper Galilee mountains blind mole rat)
Lineage: Eukaryota; Metazoa; Chordata; Mammalia; Rodentia; Spalacidae
Gene: Minpp1
Product: multiple inositol-polyphosphate phosphatase 1
Exons: 5
Coding region: 179-1624 (481 amino acids)
Molecular function (GO): inositol phosphate phosphatase activity; acid phosphatase activity
Source: RefSeq, a predicted model, not a curated record